CUGAACUUUCCCACUGGUGCAGACUUCGGAAGUCCUAGCUUCUCGCCGCGAUCGCAGGUGUCUCACAGAUCCUCAAGUUGCCUAAUGAACAGUAGGCCAUGCAUUCAGAUUCUCCGAGACUCCGAUCAAUAACUACCCUCGAACGACCACGACUCUACACCUUGCCUUUUGACGCUUGUUCUAUCACGAUAAUUUUUGCAGGGUCCGUCGUGAUUAGUACCAAUGCAUGCCUGCCUUUGGCUCCCAGAGAUUUUGAUAUCCAUAUUCGCGGAACUGACGCAGGUCACCGAGGGCGAUGUCCAACCAUCAUAUACCACUCUGUACCACCUGGCGUUGACGUGUCGAGCUUUCCGAGAGCUGGCACUGGACGCCCUAUGGGCGCACGUACAAACGCCAGACAUGCUUAUCAUGUGCCUACCCCAGGACGCUCGUUCUCAACCCGUAAAAUUUGCCAGGGGGGGUCGCACCAUAUUGAAUACCGGAUACAGUGCGCGGCUUCUCCGACCCUUGGUGGACGAUGAUCGUGCUACUUUUCAAAAGUAUGCGUGUCGCGUGCGCUCGCUAACUUUCGAAAAAUAUGAUGACCGGAAAUAUCGUAAGCUGCAUGAUAGCGCCGCGCUUGCUCUUCUGGACUCUCCUGCUUCGCCGUCCUCGCCGUUUCCUCUGCUCCGCGAGCUGUACUGGUACGACAAGCGCGAUGUGCUUCUUCCUUGCUUACAACGCUGCAUUUCCACCACCCUCACUCGACUAAUCAUCCAUUCGGAGCUUUGGCCAUCAGCAAUGGUCGAUCUUGUUGCAGGCCUGGGCAAGGCUUGUCCUAAGAUCAAAGAAUUUCGUUGUUCGAUGCCGACUGCUAGUGCAUGCGCCAUGCUGUCUGAUUUCGUCACCUGCUGGGAUGAUUUAGAGAUCUUGGAGACGGGAGCAGUGAAUGCACAGGCAUUGCAGCAUCUUGCAUCCCUGAAGAAGCUGAGGGAGCUGAAGAUGCUCAUGCCAGAAGGUCACAACCUGGACCUAGACCCGACAUCGACGUUCAGCGUCAUGUUUUCGUUGGACGAGUUCAGCAUAACUGCUGCCAGUAUCGAGUUGCUUCUUGCUUUUUUAGCUCCCUUACAAAUCUCCGCGAAGAGCGCGAAGCUGGAUAUCGACUCACCCCCCAAAGCAGAUGACCUCAACCACCUACUUUCCUCCCUUACUGAGCAUUUUCAACCCAAUGUUUUAAAAUCGUUGGGUGUCUGGGUGAAUCGCCCCACCGAGUUCGACGAUCACGCCCUUUUCGAACUGCCUCCUUCCGCCUUCCGAAAGAUCCGGGCCUUUGCAGGGCUCACCGAUCUCAAUCUCAGUUCGAUGCAUGUUUGUAUCAGCGACGACGAAGUUCUAGACCUCGUUUCCGCUUGGCCGCAAAUGGAAUGUCUUUACCUUGCUACUCGCUGGGACUGGGGAGUUACCCGCUUGGGGGUGACAUUUGGUGGGCUUGCGGGUAUCCUCGAGCGCUGUCCAAAUUUGCACACCCUAGGGGUCAACCUAGACACAUUGAUCCCCCACGACGCACUUGUCCACAUCGAUAACCAAUACAAUGGCAUCACCAGGGAGAAAGUCACCGACCUAGAUGUUGGGUAUGCGGAAUGCGACAAUGUCGAGGUCAUUGGCAACCUGCUAGCUGGGAUGUGUCCCAGCUUGACCCACAUCGAUCGUGCGCAUCCCAUAGAUAUUGAUUACGAUUAUCUUUCCGAUCAGAAUGAAUGGUUCGAAGAGACAGAUAGAUGGAAUGAGGUCGAGAGUUUUAUCGCUCGGAAGAGAAUGGAGCAACUAGAGCAGAACAAUGGUGAGUGCGCUUCACACUCACGCAAUCGUGCUCUCACGAGUCCUCGUGUAGGACAAUGACAUACCAGCGGAUUGUGUUACGAGUUUCGAGUUUUUUCUUUUCUUGUACAAGACGACUGCCACGUGACUCUAUAUAUUUGAGGGAACUACUCAACUUUCAUGGUGGAGGCAUCGAGUUGGCAUGCUCAGCUAUUAUAACAGUGCUUUACUUGUAAUGUGGACACGAGUGCAUGUCGAUUGACUCGACCUGUGUGGUACCGUUGGAGUAGGGGAUCCCGGGGGUAGGAACCGAGUGGCAACCGAGUAGCACCGUAGUUUAGCGAGCCAUUCAGUGUCCUUCGGGCUUUGUCGUAGCGCAGUGCUCUCGCAGGCCUACAGUCGCGAUACACCGC
Molecule: messenger RNA, 2213 nt
Organism: Suillus subalutaceus
Lineage: Eukaryota; Fungi; Basidiomycota; Agaricomycetes; Boletales; Suillaceae
Exons: 3
Coding region: 223-1881 (552 amino acids)
Molecular function (GO): protein binding
Source: RefSeq, a predicted model, not a curated record